Molecule: messenger RNA, 2202 nt
Organism: Tachysurus vachellii
Lineage: Eukaryota; Metazoa; Chordata; Actinopteri; Siluriformes; Bagridae
Gene: qpctla
Product: glutaminyl-peptide cyclotransferase-like a
Exons: 7
Coding region: 355-1563 (402 amino acids)
Molecular function (GO): glutaminyl-peptide cyclotransferase activity; zinc ion binding
Source: RefSeq, a predicted model, not a curated record
GAAGUGCAGAAAUGUUCAGUAGGACGUCAGUUGUACAGUCAGUCAUUUACAUGUGGGAAAAGUUUUAUUACAAAUAAACAAAUACAUCGCUUUAUCAGCGUGAGACAUGACAAUAAAGCUACGGUGAGUUUGUAUCCGACUUAAAGCUACUGUAUCGCAGGGAGACUGCAGCUGGACACCAAACACACCCCUUUUCGGGCAAAGUUCACACGUGUUUUCGGGGUCGCGUGUCAUUUCACCGUUAUGGAGGCGUUGAUUAGGGCGUGUUUGUGUUGUAAUGCCACGUCUACUGCUGUGUGACAAUAAUAAUAACACGCAUCCUGAGUCAGUUUAGUCACGAAGGCGACGGAAACAAUGGCAAAAAGUGGCCGGAGGCUCCGACCUGCUCAGGUGAACGGUGGUGCUGGUGGUGUCUCGGUGUCCGGGUGUCCGCCGACCGGAGCGUGUCGCGCUCGUGCCUUCCGCUUGUGUCUUUGGCGCGCGCUGCCGGUGAUCCUGAUCGUCCUCAUGCUGAUGUUGGUCAUUGGCUCUUACCUGUGCAGCUACCCCAGCAUCACUGACAGCCCAAAGUACAGCGCAGAUCUGUUUAAGGACAAGCUCUCCCACAAGCCCAGGAAGUUACCUCUGGCUCAGGUGCGUAAGCUUGCUGCUCAGGUCGAUAGCACUCGACUUUGGGAGACCCACCUGCGGCCCAUACUGAUCGAGAGGGUUCCAGGUACAGCAGGGAGCAAAGCUGUACUCCAGCACAUCGUCUCCCAGCUGCGUUCCCUCUCUGCAGGCUGGACUGUAGAGGAGGACUCGUUCCAGUCAUCUACUCCGAAAGGACCCGUGACCUUCAGUAAUAUCCUGGCUGUACUUGACCCCUCUGCCCCCCGCAGGCUCCUCUUUGCCUGCCACCAUGAUUCCAAAAUCUUACCCCGAGACCCCAAAGACCCACAGCGAGUGUUUAUUGGAGCUAGCGAUUCAGCCGUACCCUGUGCCAUGCUGCUAGAGCUUGCAUCAGCGCUGGACACAGAGCUUAAAUCCCUGAAACAGCAGAGGUCUGCGUUGACGCUGCAGCUUGUCUUUUUUGACGGAGAGGAGGCGUUUGAGGAAUGGACAGAUACAGACUCUCUGUACGGCUCACGUCAUCUGGCUGAGCUCAUGGCUCACAUGCCUCAUCCUCCAGGCUCCACACACACCACACAGCUGCAGGCAGUGGAUCUAUUUGUGCUGCUGGACUUACUCGGAGCUGCAGAGCCUCUGAUUGUCAAUCAUUUUGAUAACACAGCUCACUGGUUUGAUCGUCUUAUUGCUGCAGAGAGGAGGCUGCAGCGCCAGGGCUUACUGUCAUCACAAGGUUCAGAAAAAAACUACUUCAGGAAAGACGUUUAUCUGGGACCAGUGCAGGAUGACCAUGUUCCAUUCUUGCUUCGAGGUGUACCGGUGCUGCACUUGAUCUCAACACCAUUCCCUCCAUUCUGGCACACGCUCGAGGACACAGAGGAGAACAUGCACCGGCCCACAGUCGAGAACCUCACCAAGAUUCUAGCCAUCUUCCUGGCUGAAUACCUGCACCUCUGAGCCGACUUAGACUCUCCUUCUAAACACACGUGUAUGAAGUGACGCACUGUAUGUUACAUACUGGACAAUAGCGAUGAUGUAAUACAUCAAGGUCACAUACAGGCACAGCAUCUGCUGUGGAAAUGUGGUAUGAUUAUUUUUAUUAUUCUAUCUGCUGAAACAAGAGCCAUAAACACACAUGCUUUGGCAGCUGAUCGGGUCAAUAUCCACGCUAAAAAAGCAGACAUGCAGACCGUGGUGAGCCUGCAAAAGUUUGAGCCAUUAAUUGCUAACCUGUUGCUUGGACAGUGCUGGUUAGAUUUGAAUGUAUCUUAAUAAUAAAUUUUGUUAUUAAGAUAUCAGCAGGACCUGUGAGAUUGAGAGCGACCUCAUAUUCCAGUUUCGGUGAAAUAGGAAUAUCUGAAGCUGGUUUUAAACCCGUUCUCAGUACCAAAUUAUCAUGUACUUACUGAGACCAUGUGCUGUUGCCUAAUCUGGAACUGUUAUGCAUGUUUCCAUUUAAAUGAAUUUAAUAGGAACUGAGGAACAGAAACCCUGCAAAUAAAUAAACAGAAUGUAAGCUAGACUGCUAAUGCUAUCAAAUUUUUAUUUGAGCAGCUACACACUUAAAAUAAAAAGCAAUAAAUCAUCUGCUCUGUA